CCUAGACAGGACCAGGCGGGUCUACCCUGGGGGGAAUGAAAUAAGAAAGGGACCUUCCGCUUCCUUCCCCUCCCCCCCAAUCCAAGCAGCCGGGGGGAGGGGGCGAUCCCCAGUCUCCCCUAGCCCCCGGCAAGCAGGUGACAGUUGGUGGGACGGAGAGCGGUGUAGAUGGACUACCCCAGAGGACUGUGGGAGGCCCAGAGGCGGCACCCCAAUCCUGCAACCCAAGAGGAGGACCAGGAGCCCCACAUGCUACAAGAUCUCACACGCCCCCAGGGGUCUCUGCCUAGCUUGGAGAGGCGUGAGCGGCAGCGGGGCAGGGCUGACCUGCCCUGGGAGCCUGGCGUCCAGGCGCCAGUAACAUUCGAAGAGGUGGCCGUGUAUUUCACCGAGGAGGAGUGGCGUCUUCUGGAUGAAGGGCAGAGGCGGCUCUACAGGGAUGUCAUGCUGGAGAACUACACCAACGUCAGCUUCCUGGUCCCUCUGGUCUGGUCUGGAGUCUCACUUGACCUUAUCCCCCCGCUGGCAGGGUUCCCGGUCCCCAAACCGGCCGUGAUCGCCCGGAUGGAGCGAGGGGAGGCGCCGUGCGUCCCGGAUCUCCAGGGCUCUGAGGGGAGGGAGAUCCCAGCAGAUGCCAGGACGGCGAGUGAGAAUCCUCGGCAGAGAGUGGAUCUGCGCGGGACAUUCCCCUGGACAUCCCAAGAGGACAUAUCCCAGAAUUCUUCAGGAGCAGAUCAGUGCAGGGUGUUCCCACAGAGAUCCCAAGAGGACGUAUCCCAAAAUCCUUUAGGAGCGGAUCUGCAUGGGCCGUUUUCAGGGCGAUCCAAAGAGGACAUAUCCCAGCAUCCCUUGAGAGGGGAUCCACACAGGCCGUCCUCCACCCUGUGGCCCAGAGGGGCCCGUCCAGGGGCAGGAGCGGGGGGCCGGCUGGGGCUGCCCGGGGCCCCCCGACGCGGGGAGCGGCCCACCAUCUGCGGCGAGUGCGGGAAGGGCUUCCUGCAAAACUCAGACCUGGUGAAGCACCUUCGCACGCACACAGGCGAGCGGCCCUACAAGUGUGCCCAGUGCGGGAAAAGCUUCACCCAGAGCUCGGCCCUGACCCAGCAUCAUCGCACCCACACGGGCGAGCGCCCCUACGCCUGCCCCCAGUGCGGGAAGUGCUUCACCGAGAGCUCCACCCUGGCCCAGCACCGGCGCGUCCACACCGGCGAACGGCCCUACCGCUGCCACCAAUGCGGCAAGGCCUUCAGCCUCAGCUCCACCCUGAAGAAGCACCAGCGCACCCACACCGGCGAGCGGCCCUACAUGUGCGAGGCAUGCGGGAAGAGCUUUGGGGAGAGCUCCCACCUGGCCAACCACCAGCGUGUCCACACCGGGGAGCGGCCCUACCGGUGCAAGGAGUGCGGCCGGGGCUUCAACCACACCUCCACCCUCUUCAAGCACCAGCGCACCCACACUGGCGAGCGGCCCUACCGCUGCGGGGACUGCGGCAAGGCCUUCAGCUGGACCACGGCCCUCAAGCAGCACCAGCGGAUCCACACGGGCGCCAAGCCGUACCAGUGCGGGGAGUGCGGCAAGACCUUCAGCUGGAGCUCCACCCUCAACCAGCACCGGCAGGUGCACUCUGGGGAAAAGCCCCACGUCUGCCCCGAGUGCGGCCGCGCCUUCGCCCGCAGCUCCCACCUGGCGCAGCACCGGCUGGUGCACUCCGGGGAGAAGCCGUUCAAAUGCGGGCAGUGCCAUCGGAGCUUCAUCCAGAAUGCCCACCUGGUGUCCCACCGCCGGCUGCACGCUGCCCCCAAACCUUACAAGUGCUCGGUGUGCGAUAAAAGCUUUGGGCAGAGCUCCCACCUCAUCCAACACCAAGUGUCGCAUACGGGCGAAAAGCCUUAUAAAUGUCCCGAGUGUGGCAAAGGCUUCACCUGGAGCUCAGCGCUGGCCCAGCACCGGCGCAUCCACCGCGGCGAGAGACCUUUCGUCUGCCCGGACUGCGGCAAAAGCUUCAGCCAGAGCUCCAACCUGAGCACCCACCGGCGCACCCACACGGGCGAGAAGCCGUUCGUCUGCCCGGACUGCGGGCGCGGCUUCAGCCAGAACUCCAACCUGGCAGCCCACCGGCGCACCCACACCGGCGAGCGCCACUACCGCUGCUACGACUGCGGGCGGGGCUUCCUGGAGCGGGCGGCGCUGGCCGAGCAUCAGCAGGGCCAUGCCGGGCAUCGGCCCUACACCUGCGGGCAGUGCGGCAAAGCCUUCGGGCAGAGCGCCAAGCUGGCCCAGCACCAGCGCAUCCACACCGGCGAGCGUCCCUUCCGGUGCGAGGAGUGCGGCAAAGGCUUCAAUGACGGCUCCUACCUGGUCAAGCACCGGCGAGUCCACACCGGCGAAAAGCGCUACCGCUGCCCAGUGUGCGGCAAAACCUUCAGCCAGACCUCUAACCUCAUCACCCACCAGACCACCCAUACCGGAGAAAAGCCUUUCCGGUGUGGGGACUGCGGGCGUAGCUUCAUCCGCCGGGCUCACCUGGCUGCCCACCGGCGCACUCACACCGGCGAGCGGCCGUACCAGUGCGCCCAGUGCGGGAGGUGCUUCUCCCAGCGCUCCACCUAUGCCCAGCACCGCCGCACCCACACCGGCGAGCGGCCUUACCGCUGCCCCGACUGCGGCCGGGGAUUCAGCCAGAACUCCAACCUGGCGGCUCACCGGCGCAUCCACACCGGCGAACGGCCCUACCAGUGUGGCCAGUGUGGCCGGCGCUUUGUCCAGAGCUCUGCCUUUACCCAGCACCAGAAGACCCACAAGAAGGGGCAGGACUACCUGCUCGGCUGUGCACAGGGGCAGGGGGGGGCCCAUCCCCAGCACCGAAAUCCCCCUCCAAAGUGGGGGGGGGAGGGGAUUGCAAAGGGAGCCGGGGUGCUGGGGGCUGCGAUGGAGGAGUGGGCUCUGCUGGAUGAGAGGCAGAGGGAGCUCUACCGGGACGUCAUGCAGGAGAACUAUGGGGAUGCCAUUUCACUGGGAUUUCCCGUCCCCAAACCGGCUGUGAUCUCCUGGAUGGAGCGGGAGGAAGAGCCGUGCGUCCCGGAUCUCCAGGGCUCCGAGGAACAGGAGGUUCCAGCAGGUGACGGGACGGCAAGCGACAACGAGGAAGAGGAGGCGGCAGAGCCUCCCCGGCAGCAGGAGGAGCCGCCGGGGCUGGAUGCCCCCAACCGCCCCGACUGGGCCGAAGCCUGCGAGAGCUUGUGCCGGCCCCGGCAGCGGGGGGGCCGCUGGGGCCCGUACGCCCGGCGGCGACGGGUCAGCACCGCCCCCCGGGCCGAACCUCGCUUCUUCGACUGCCCCGACUGCGGGAAACGCUUCACGCUCAGCUCCCACCUCAUCCGGCACCAGCGGGUGCACACCGGCGAGCGCCCCUUCGCCUGCGGGGUGUGCGGGAAGAGCUUCUCGCAGCGCUCGGACCUGGGCCGCCACCAGCGCACCCACACGGGCGAGAAGCUCUACCGCUGCACCCAGUGCCAGAAGAGCUUCAGCGAGAGCUCCCACCUCAUCCGCCACCAGAUCAUCCACUCCGGCGAGAAGCCCUUCAAGUGCAACGUCUGCGGCAAGAGCUACGGGGACAGCUCCUACCUGGCCGUCCACCAGCGGGCCCACACCGGCGCCCGCCCCUACCGCUGCCCCCUCUGCGGCAAAAGCUUCGGACGCAGCUCCACCCUCAUCCGCCACCAGCGCGUCCACGCGGGCGACGGGACGCCGGCGGAGGGCCAGCCUGCCCUGCCCGUGCCCCCGCCAGCCCCUCGGCCCAAUGCCCGCCACCUCCGGAUAGUGGGGUGGCAGUGGGGGGUGGAGUGAAGGGGACGGGGUGGGUGGGGAGAGGUGGGGGGCUUAGGGAGUGGUCGGUCGCUGUGGCGGGGUUGGUUACCAUGGUGACUACGGAGGGGAUCAAUGGGUUGGUUACCCUGGUGAUUGGUCACUACGGAGGGGAUUGGUGGGUUGGUUGCCACGGGGUGGUUGGUAACUAGGGAGCAGAUUGGUGGGUUGGUCACCGCGGUGGUUGAUCGCUUGGGAGGGGAUUGGUGGGUUGGUUGCCAUGGGGUGGUUAGUAACUAGGGAGCAGAUUGGUGGGUUGGUCACCGCGGUGGUUGAUCGCUAGGGAGCGGAUUGGUGGGUUGGUACCAUAGCGAUUAUAGGGAGGGGAUUGGUAUGUUGGUUACUGUAGUGAUUAGUCACUAGGGUGGGGGUCGGUAGUGCAGUAACCAUGCUGACUGACCACUAACAGCGAUUGGUGGGUUGGUUCCCAUGGUGGUUAGUUGCUAGAGAGAGAAUUGCUGAUUUGGUUAGUAAGGAUGAUGGGUCACUCUUGAGAGAGAGAGGGAAUUGGUGGUUUGAUUACCAGGGCGAUUGUUGCUAAGGAGUUGAUUGGUGGUUCGGUUACUAGGGGCUACUGGUCACUAGGGAGCGAGUGGAUUGAUGGUCUGUUUACUAGGUGUGAAAUAUUGUUCGGUGGGGCGGGGGGUUGAGGCUCAAGGGGAUUAAAUUUGGGUGAUGGGGGACAGAUUUUGGUACUCACCAAACCUUUGUAGCAUUUAAUGAUGGUGCCCAGGGGGUUCAUACCCAGGAACCCCCCUAAUCCCAGCUCACCAGGAACCCCCACACACCACAGCCCAUUUCCUAGUGCCCAACACAUGGGGCACCCCAUUCCUUCAGAUCUCCCCGUCUCUGGGCCUCUGCUUGGUUCAGAGGGGAGGGCGGUGGAUUGACAGCCUCGGGACAUGGGGGGCGCAUGAGGCAGGAUAGACUGAUGCCCCCUCACUGGGGGCAGCGUCCGCAGCAUUCGCCCAUUUCAGAACCAGCCGCCAGGACGGACCAGGAACAGACGUUUCAUCGGGGAGACGGGGCUGCUGGGCGCCCGGGCAGAUCCUGUCCCUGGAACACUGAGACGCCGCGGACUCCACACAGCAACGGGGAAAUGGAUGAAAACAAAUAUCUUCUACUUAGAGAGUCAAUGGGGCCAGACCCCCAGCUGGGGUCACUCGGCUGCAGCUCCAUUGGGGUCAAUGGGGCAGAUCCCAGCUGGGGUCACUCAGCUGCAGCUCCAUUGGGGUCAAUGGGCCAGAUCCCUAGCUGGGGUCACUCGGCUGCAGCUCCAUUGGGGUCAAUGGGGCCAGAUCCCAGCUGGGGUGACUCGGCUGCAGCUCCAUUGGGGUCAGUGGGGCAGAUCCCCAGCUGGGGUCACUUGGCUGCAGCUCCAUUGGGGUCAAUGGGGCCAGAUCCCAGCUGGGGUGACUCGGCUGCAGCUCCAUUGGGGUCAGUGACACUAGCUGGGGGUCUGGCCCCUUUGAGCCCAAUGGAGCUACAGGCGAGUGACAACAGCUGGGGGUCUGGCCUCAAUUGGCCAUGACUCCAGUGGGGUCAAUGGGCCAGAUCACCAAGAGGUGUCAUUCGGCCAUCGCUGUCUCGGAGUCAACAGUGCAAGGCUGGUUGACGGCAGCUGGCCAUGUAUCCUGGAAGUUCUCAGAUCUUGUGACACUAUAACACAACUGACCUUUAUAUUUAUUGACGGUUCCCGUCCCCAUCCCCUCAGCGUGCCCUAGGUUUGUCUAACUUAGAUUGUAAGCUUACCGGGGAAGGAACCUUUUUUUUUUAGACCUCUGUACAAGCACCGUGCAAAGCCACGGGGCUGCGGAAAUGUUUAAUAAUAAUAAUAAUUAAUAAUAAUAAAAACCUAACGAGGA
Messenger RNA from Chrysemys picta bellii (western painted turtle), 5729 nucleotides. NCBI's taxonomy places the organism in Eukaryota, Metazoa, Chordata, Testudines, Emydidae. The record is from RefSeq and is a predicted model, not a curated record.